Molecule: messenger RNA, 1206 nt
Organism: Aphis gossypii (cotton aphid)
Lineage: Eukaryota; Metazoa; Arthropoda; Insecta; Hemiptera; Aphididae
Product: cyclin-dependent kinase 1-like
Exons: 7
Coding region: 193-1104 (303 amino acids)
Biological process (GO): mitotic G2 DNA damage checkpoint signaling; G2/M transition of mitotic cell cycle; protein phosphorylation
Cellular component (GO): nucleus
Molecular function (GO): RNA polymerase II CTD heptapeptide repeat kinase activity; cyclin-dependent protein serine/threonine kinase activity; ATP binding
Source: RefSeq, a predicted model, not a curated record
GUUUAUUAACCGCCGUUUUUAUCGGUUGGACGGGACAGGUGUUGGGGUGUAAUGUUUGAAAAAUCAGAAUAAUAAUAAAUACGAUGUUAUAGAUUUGAUUUUAAUGUUGAAGUGUAGUGUAAAGUUUUUUAUCCAAAAUUAAUUUGUUUUUAUUUUUUAUUUACAGGCUGACAAUUAAUUAGAAUUAAUAAAAUGGACAACUAUGAUAAACUGGAAAAAAUUGGAGAAGGAACAUAUGGAGUCGUUUACAAAUGUAUGGAACUUUCGUCAAAAGAAAUUGUUGCUGUGAAGAAAAUUCGUAUGGAAAUGGAAGAUGAAGGUAUACCUGCUACAGCCAUUCGAGAAAUAAGUAUUUUGAAAGAACUCAAUCAUCCAAAUAUUGUGAAUUUACGUGAAAUUCUUAUGGAUGAUUCAAGAUUAUAUCUUGUAUUUGAGUUUGUUCCUAUGGAUCUAAAAAAAUUCAUUGAUUCAAGGCCUAAAAAACAUCUAGAUGAAAUUACUACAAAAUCAUUUACUUAUCAAUUAUUAGUUGCUAUAUACUUUUGCCAUGUGAGACGAAUUUUACAUAGAGAUCUGAAACCUCAAAAUAUCUUAAUUGAUACUAAGCAUAACAUACUAAAAGUUGCUGAUUUUGGGUUAGGCCGUACUUUUGGUUUGCCGAUUCGUGUGUACACUCAUGAGGUUGUAACACUAUGGUACAGAGCUCCUGAAGUAUUACUAAACACACAACGUUAUGGUUGCCCUAUUGAUGUUUGGUCCAUAGGAUGUAUAUUUGCAGAAAUGGCACAAGGAAAGCCAUUAUUUCAAGGAGAUUCAGAAAUUGAUCAAUUAUUUCGUAUUUUCAGGAUUUUAACUACUCCUACUGAAGAUACAUGGCCAGGUGUUUCUGAUCUUAAAGAUUAUAAGCCAACAUUUCCAAAAUGGAGUGAUAAUAUGUUAGCAGAUUCAGUUAAAAACCUCAGUUCUGGUGGAGUGGACUUAAUGCGGCAAAUGUUGGUUUAUGACCCAAGCAAACGAAUCAAUGCAAGAGAUUCACUCCAACAUAGUUAUUUCAAGGAUUUAAAUAAAAGUAUUUUACCAGCUCUUCCAGAAAUUAAGUUUUAAAUAUUAAUUAAUAUCUAUGUAUUAAUAAUAAUUUUAAUUUUUAAUUUAAUUAUUAUAAUUUUUAAUUAAUUUAAAUAUAAAAUACAAUUUUACAUUUAAUAA